Messenger RNA from Cotesia congregata, 720 nucleotides. The record is from the annotation of a GenBank genome assembly. Lineage: Eukaryota; Metazoa; Arthropoda; Insecta; Hymenoptera; Braconidae.
AAUUCCACUCGCGAAGCUUGGUAUAACAAAGCGUUCUCCCUAGUAGACGAUGUCAUUUCGUACAAUAAUUCUAUAAUAAAAUUAUUAUUUAAAAUAUUGUUCAUUAAACUUGUUAUCAUUAUCAUGAAGAGUCUCGAUAUCGCUAAAGGAAGUACGUUGGUACUGUGUUUGUUGAUUGGAAGUCUUCUCUGCAAUGCAGAUAAGUUAUCACCAGGUCAAAAAGCGCCUCCACAUGCUACCAAAUCUGGCGGAGAAUCAUUACAAGCUCCUCCUCCAGGUAGCCGUGCCGCCGACGUUGGUUCCAGGCCAGAUGUCGGCAGAAGUGGUGGUUCACGGCUUCCAGCAACUCCACCACAAGCUCCUAAAGAAGAUGGAGUAAUCAGGGAAGAAACUGAAGAUCUUAAAGAAGUUAAUGGCCAACUAGUACGUGUAGUCAAGGGUAAUUUUGGUUAUGAUAGUCCUGAGGGGCUUCCAAUCGCUGUCAAAUAUGAAGCAGAUGAAAAUGGCAACAGAGCAAGUUUCACCAUCGGGAAACCCGGAGGAGGAGGAGGAGGAGGUGGAGGUGGUAGACCUGGUGGAGGCAGUAGUGGUGGCAGACCUAGCGGAAAUGCUGGAGCUGGCGAUGGUGGCAAAGGUCGUCCAGGCUCUGGUGGCGGCAAACCUCCAGCAGGCGGCGGAGGAUCAUCCAGUUCCGACAAAACUUAUCUUCCUCCAAGUUAA